ACGUGGAAUGUGACGGGCGACGUCGCGCGCGUAGUGGCAGCGAGUCGUAGAAAAGGGGACAUCAUCCACUGCACGGGCGCGAGAGACGCGAAUCAGCUGGUAUGUCAAAUAAUCAGCUGGUUGACUCCUGUCUGCUGGUGAAUCGCCGGAUUGAGCAGAGACAGGAGCACAACAUAACACGCACUGAGAUCACGCAGAGGCGCGUCCUACAGGAGAAAGCCCCCGACAUGCCGCAAUACACCGGACAGGGCGACACGGACUACCAUGGGAGUAACGGACAGGCGGACACCCACUCGUUGCACUCGUCUCAUCUGUCCGUCCAGGAGGAUCCGCUGCUUAUCCGGACCCACAAGCAACAGACUUCUCAGCAAGUGACGACUGUGACGAAAGUCGUGCGCGAGGUUUCUCACAUGGAGCCGGAUCCGGGCGCGGUCAGCUACAUGUCGGUGCCGUUGAUGUCGCAGGACUAUCAGCACGCGGAUCCCCGCUACCCCGCGGAUCCGUACAUGGUCAGCUUCGACCAUUACGAUCCGUACCUGGGCUACCCGCCGCAGCCGGGAUACCCAGGACCCCAUGGCAUCUACAUGCCGCGCUCGCAUUCCCCACACAGCCCCCACAGCCCGUCGGAACACAGUCGUGCUUCUCCGCCACACGAGUACAUGCGCAAGGGUGCACCUUACGUGGAGGGUAGCUAUAACGACAUCGACCCCGGCUUAAACCCCGCUUUGCAGGACCAUUAUCGCAUUACUCCGAGUCCAGGUGGCCCCGGAGAUCAGUAUGACGAGAGCAAGGUGGCCUACGGCUACGUGUCCCCGUCGCCGUACGGGCCCGUGGGGUACGGGCCCGCCGUGGGAGUCGGACCGGUGCCGAGCGACGUGCCCGGCUACGAGGAGGGGCAUCCGGGCGUGCCGCUCACGUCGGCCGUGCCGCCUGGUAUCUUCGAGGACGAGGUGCACCUGCAGCGGUUACAGUCGCGUCACCCAGUGGUGCCCGGCAUGGCGAGCCCGCUCGACGACGACCAGAAGUCCAUGCGCUGGCGCGACCCGAAUUUGUCCGAGGUGAUCGGCUUCCUGAGCAACCCGAACAACAUCAUCAAGGCGAACGCGGCCGCGUACCUGCAGCACCUAUGCUACAUGGACGACCCGAACAAGCAGAAGACGCGCAGCCUCGGCGGCAUACCGCCGCUGGUGCAGCUGCUCGACCACGACAAUCCGGACGUGCACUCGAACGCGUGCGGUGCGCUGCGGAAUCUGUCGUACGGCCGGCAGAACGACGAGAACAAGCGCGCGAUCAAGAACGCGGGUGGCGUGCCGGCCCUCAUCAAUCUGCUGCGACGGACGUCCGACGCGGUGGUCAAGGAACUGGUCACGGGGGUGCUGUGGAACCUGUCCUCCUGUGAAGACCUGAAGAGGUCGAUCCUCGACGACGGCGUGACGAUGGUGGUGAGCAACAUAAUAAUACCUCACAGCGGCUGGAACCCGAGCUCGUCGAGCGGCGAGACCUGCUGGUCCACCGUGUUCAGGAAUGCGUCCGGCGUCUUGAGAAACGUGUCGAGCGCGGGCGAGUACGCGCGGAAGAGCCUGCGCGAGUGCGAGGGCCUCGUCGACGCGCUGCUCUACGUGAUGCGCUCGGGGAUCGAGAAGUCCAACAUUUGCAAUAAGAUCGUCGAGAACUGUGUGUGCAUCCUGAGGAACCUGAGCUACCGCUGCCAGGAGGUGGAGGAUCCCAACUACGACAAACAUCCGAUCCAGUCCACGGUACAGAACAGAGUCACCGCGCCCGCGAAAGCAUACAGUUUAUGUCAAGGUGAGAAUCUGGGUUGUUUCGGCGGGAGCAAGAAGAAGAAAGACGGCCAACCGGUCCAAAAGGAAACGACCGCGUCACGUACGACGAGUCCUCGAACCGAACCGGUCAGGGGAAUGGAAUUGCUCUGGCAGCCGGAAGUGGUCCAGUCGUAUCUCAGCCUGCUGCAAACGUGUUCAAAUCCGGAAACGCUCGAGGCCGCCGCCGGAGCCCUGCAAAAUCUUGCUGCCUGUUACUGGCAGCCAAGUAUCGAGAUCCGCGCAGCUGUACGCAAAGAAAAGGGUCUCCCUAUAUUAGUGGAGCUCUUGAGAAUGGAGGUGGAUCGAGUAGUCUGCGCGGUCGCAACCGCGCUCAGGAACUUGGCGAUAGACCAACGCAAUAAGGAGCUAAUAGGCAAAUACGCGAUGAGGGAUCUCAUCCAGAAGCUACCGUCUGGAAAUAAUCAGCACGAUCAGGGCACGAGCGACGACACGAUCGCCGCAGUGCUCGCGACUCUAAACGAGGUCAUCAAGAAGAACGCCGAAUUCUCGCGGUCGUUGCUCGACGCCGGCGGUGUCGAGAGACUGAUGAACAUCACCAGGCAACGCCAGAAAUACACGCCGCGCGUUCUUAAAUUUGCAGGACAAGUACUAUUCACUAUGUGGCAGCAUCAAGAGUUGCGAGAUGUGUAUAAGAAGCACGGCUGGAAAGAGCAAGACUUCGUCACGAAAACCGUCGCCGCCAGGAAUUCAGGGCCUAAUUCACCCAACAACGCUAACAGCUACGAUUGCAGUACUCUGAAUCGACCGAUGGCGAGCCAGGGAAGUACGAGAUACGAGGAUCGAACGAUUCAGCGAGCGAACAUGAAUUCGAAUAAUGUCGGUCGACCUACUAUAUAUCAAUCACAACCGAAACCCGGUGAGCCGCUCUACGCGCAAGUUAACUUGGAGAAGAAAAAGAAGCGGCAGUACGAGCUGGGGGUGGGCCAGGGUGGUCAGGCCGGCGGUGGCGCCGUGAUACCCGGGGGCGGCGGCGGCGGCGGCGGUGGCAUAGCUGGACCAGGCGGUGGUGGCGGUCAGUGGGUACCGGAUGGCGUUGGGAUGGUACCAGACGGCACCGUCACCACGUCGGUGGCAGCGACGGUGGCGAACCAAGUGCCGCCGCCGAGCUCGAACGCCACUGCCGCCGGCGACUCCUGGGUAUAACGGGUCCUAGGAGCGGGUCCUACGCGGGACCGCCAGGAGGACCUCGCCAGGAACCACGGCCUCGUCGCGUCCCAGGACCGCGUCGAGCGACCGCCGCCUCUGACUCCGAGCGGCCUGUCCAUGUAGCGGAGGUGUAGAACAAGGAGGAUCGUGUCCUCGUAUCCCCUCCCCCCCCCCACCCGCACCGCACCAGGAGAUGCAAAAUGACUCCUUCGUGAGGAUCCCGGAGCAGUUGAAGGUGAACGAGAGAGAGAGAUCUGCGGAAGACCUCUUAAGACGCUUAAAAUCCGGAUGUCUUUGUUCGAUGACAUAAGAGAGCAGACGCAAGGCGAAUAGCAUCCGUUAAUUUAUAGUAUUUGGGCUCAUAUCUUCGUUCGAGGCUCGCGAAAAAUCGAAAUCGCCAAGUGGUGACAUCGUAGUUGAUUUAGAUGGAUGGUAGGCGAGUUUUAAGGGAAACGCUUGUCGCAGGGUGUUAAAGCAGGGAUAUCGAGAAUGUAGCGAUUAUAUGGAAAACGAGGGAGGUACAGAGAUUUAGGGAAUUGUUGAUGAGAUAGAAAGAGGAGAGCACUCGAGUGUUCUUUCGGGGAUGUCGAAAGUGUACGCGCGAAAGUAUUAUUAGAUAUUGAAAAACCACGCGAGAUACGCGCCACUUCCGAAGGAUGGUAUCGGAAGAGCGGAUCAGGUAUUACGCUUUAUCAUUGGAAACAGACGUCCAUAUUAUGAUUAGGAAGAAUCUGAAGGAAGAGAAUCUCGGGAGAGGAAGGAAGUUUUAACUACGUCGAGUUAAUCGGACGGACGUGGCAGCUGAACGUGAGCCAGGGUGAUAGAAACAGGCAGCUUUCAAGUUGGAAUACGAGGGAAAAGUGUAUAUUGAUUUACUUGAGAUAGAAAUAUUAGAGCGAAGAUGUACAUAGAGUGGCAGCUGGAUGACUGACGGACCGAUGAUGAAAUGAACGAGCGGAUUGACGGAUCAACAAGUGGAGGAACGAGAAAACAACGGUACGUUGCGCCGCGAAGAGAACCUCCGCGAGUGAGGACAAAUAACGCUAAUACAACGAGCAGAUUGGAAGGCCAGGUUCGAAGCGGGGAAAAGAAAGAUGGAGCCGGAUAAACAAACUGAUCCCGAUAACACUCGCCAAAAUAACGCGCGAAUGAUCCUUCUGCCUUAUUUUUGACGACAAGGGAACUCCUUUCUCUACCGCGCCGUUUGUAACGCGGCGCGUUAUAACGGCACAAACUUUAAAUAGCCGGGAAAAGAGAAAGGGGUCGAGCUCAAAGGAGCGUGCUUAAGAUGGUAUAAUCGAAACGUCUUUGGCAUAGUUCGAUUAAGUAUACAUGAACUGCGAGAGAAGCUCCGGCCGACCUUGAGGAAGCCGACCUUGACGCAUUUUUAUCGGAGUCCGAGAACCCCAUCGUCGGGAAAAUAAAGCUACGAUAGCGAGGGAAGAGAGGCGGCGAACAAGUCAUCGUGUCCACAGAGUAGAUCCGGCAAACGCGAGAGCGCACUUGUAGAUGAUUCACACAUCUGCAAUCUUGAUAUACGAUAAUAGUUAUCAGCAAGAAAGAGAAUGAGAGAAAGAAGCGAGAGUGAGAG
Monomorium pharaonis (pharaoh ant) is the source of this 4581-nucleotide messenger RNA. RefSeq names its product catenin delta-2 (gene p120ctn). The coding region runs from base 102 to 2987 and encodes 961 amino acids. The record is from RefSeq and is a predicted model, not a curated record. Gene Ontology annotation, molecular function: cadherin binding. Gene Ontology annotation, biological process: cell-cell junction assembly; cell-cell adhesion. NCBI's taxonomy places the organism in Eukaryota, Metazoa, Arthropoda, Insecta, Hymenoptera, Formicidae. Gene Ontology annotation, cellular component: cytoplasm; adherens junction; nucleus. The transcript is spliced from 15 exons.